GACAGUUGAAUCGACAAAAACUCUGUCAUUCUCAUACUUCUGUGUAUCUACAUAGUCUCAGGAGUGUAGUAGUAUACACAGUAUGAUGCUACUAAGUUGUCUGUUUCUCACACAAAUGAAUAGUCCAGAACUUCUUAGAGCUUUCUUUUUAGGUUUGGGAACUUGAGAGUUUUUUAGAAGGGCUCUUUCAGCAGCAAGAAUGCUUAUUCCUUAUCUUGUAGCUGUAUGUAGUGGCUGUCAUAUCUUCUGGCUAAAAUCAUUAUAAUACUACAUGCACUAGUUCUUGGUGCUGGUGGAGAUGAGAGCAGCAUGCUGAUAGGCAGUGGCAGGUUCUAUUCUGUUGCUAUUUGAUCAAACAAGUAGAUCAUGUCCUCGGACUCGGAGGACAGACAUCACCAGUAAAUGCGCAUUUGACUUACUUCUACAUGUUGAACAUGAUCAUGCUCAUGCCUCUUCUAAUAUUUAUACUGGGUUGUGUAUUGGUGUGGAGCUUGGAAAACAAGAAGGCGGUAGCGGUUCGGGCGAUGAUGGCGGACCAGAUUGAAGAAUACAUUGCAAAAAUAAAGUUGAUGGUCAUUGAAGGGCAUCCCAAAUGGCUUUACCGCUUUCUCAAGUACCAUUUGGCGUACUGCGAGAAAUGGCUUGACCGCUGGUGGGCGAUUUACGGCCGACGGCUUUACAUGCGUAUGACGCGCACUGGACGGCGAUUUUGGUAUGGUCUCGCCGUAGUAGCUGAGCAAGAAGCGAG
Molecule: messenger RNA, 748 nt
Organism: Amoebophrya sp. A25
Lineage: Eukaryota; Dinophyceae; Syndiniales; Amoebophryaceae
Source: the annotation of a GenBank genome assembly